GGCCCUAUUGCAACCGCGGACAGACAGAGGCAAGUGGACCGGUUGAAAGCUAAGCUAACUAUUUCAAUUGAAAGCCGGUUAAUGUCUGUUUUUGAGCUAGUUUCGUACUCAAUACAUGCGCGGACACGUUUCCAAAAAUUCCGAACUACAUGGAAGUAUUUCCUCUCUUAGGCUAACAAGCGGAAGUGGACGUUUAUUUUUGAUAAAGCGCUUCGGCGGUGCUAGUUGAACAGGCAGCGGGUAGGCGCCACUUCUGUUUGACAACAGAGCUAUUCACUCACGUUCUUCUUGUUGUUGUUUUUGGAGCAGCUUACUGGAGUAGAUCAUUCCUCUUAGCUACAAGCAGUCAAGAAAGAAGCCGCACUCUAAAGUAGUUUUUACGUCUGUCUCUAAAUAUAAGUUAGUAUGGCAGAAUUCCUCGAAGAUCCGUCGGUUCUCACGAAAGAUAAGCUGAAGAACGAGCUCACAGCGCACAAUGUCCCGCUUCCGAGCGGGGAGCAUAAGAAGGAGGUUUAUGUGCAGUUAUAUCUGAAGAACCUGACCAUACUCAACAACAAGAAGAUUCCGCCUGUAGACACCUUCUCCAGCGACGAAGAGCUGUCCACCCCGGUGGUGUCCAACAGGAGCCGCUCUGGAAGAAAAGCCACAAAAAAGACGGAUAAACCCCGCACAGAGGAGGUGGAGGUGACAGAGCUCACAGAUGAAGAUUUGAAACAACAGCUGGCAAAGCAUGGUGUGGACACUGGACCUAUUGUUGCUUCUACCCGUAAAGUGUAUGAGAAGAAGCUGCAGAAGCUUUUGGAUGAGCCUGCAGCUGAACCCGGAGCUCCUACAGAUGUCACAACUCUCCCCAAAGCAGACAGUAACCAGAACGGCAACACAAAUUCUGACAACUACAGUGACAAAGAAGAUGAAGAGAUUCCUGCCCCGGAACUAGAACCAGUUCCUGUGGUUGAGAAGCCUACAAGGAGCAGAGGGAAAGCUCCUGUCACAGUCAGAACCAGCAGCAGACGACAAACCAAGGUUGUGGAGGACGUCGUCCUUGAAGAGACGCCGAAGAAGGCCAGCAAGAGUGUGGUUGAAGAUAUCCUCGCCAAUGAAAUAAGCACACCAACAGGCAUCAGUGCCACCUGCAGGCGUCCAAUCAGAGGGGCCGCCGGUCGACCAUUAAAACCCAGCGAGUACUGGCUGGACGAGUCCCGCGUGCAGCGUACCGUCCACACAGAGAGCCGCACCUACACCGAGAUGUAUUCUCAACCAAGCAGCGCCGUCUGCAUGAGCAAGGCUCCGGCCCGGCGUGGUUUCCUGUCCCUGUUGCUCAAACUCCUGCUCCUUGUUUUGGUAUGUGGUUCCCUGUACUAUGCGUACCAGAACCUCAGUUCGGAUCAGGUUGACGCCCUGAAAGGCCUGCUAGACAACGUUGUCAUCUCAGUCCAAAGUGCUGUGGAGACGGCAGCCAACUACCUGGGCUUUAGCAGCAGCAGCGCCAUCGUGGCCCCCGACAACUAAAGAACCCUGAGCAGCUCCUCGCCCGGAUCACCUCCCUGCCACAGCGCGCCACAACUCGAACAGCAGGCCAUGUCCAUCUCUCCUUUCCCUUCAUGUUUAAACAAAAAGACAAAGAUUUAAUUGGAACAAUAGACUUUAUUUUACCAGACUCUGACUUUCCUCUCACCACAGGAAGGAGGAAAGUUACUCAAAACAGUAGCUUCUGGGUAACGCUGUUGCACGACAGUCAGAAGAGAAGACUUAAAUGUUGAUUUUAAUCUGUGAAUUGUUUGUGUCUUCGUGUGCAUUUAACCCGUAUACAUGUAGAAUCGAGUGUGGAAUGGAGCGGCCAGUUUAUCCAUGCAUGAUUGUAGUUUUUAUCCGACGCUCUGUGCCAGGUGUUUUUCUGACAGUAAAGUGCCUGGUAACUUGUUAGCACUUAGAGACCCCCCCAUUAAUUUUGUUACUUUUGUGUUUCAUGUCCACACACAGAACAGCGCUUCUAAAACCAUAAUGUUUUCAUGAAUUUAAAAAUUGGCUUUGUAGCUGUUGAGGUAGGUAGUUAUUUUUUGUUACGGCGGUGGUGCUCAGGUCGAUUCGUUUCAGGCAUUUUGUUCUGGUUUGUGGUGGGAUGAGACAGGCGGUACAAGCAGAUCACUGCAUGAGGAAAAUCAACCGGUUAAAAAUAUUUUCCACUGUCUUUCCCAGUGGCUUUCAGUAAUGAUGAGUAAACUAAACUCAGUAGUGAAAUCAUGAUUUAACUGACCAUGAAUUGAAUUUUUAUGUUGUCUUUUAUUGGCAUUGUCAUGAACCUAGAAAAAAUCCAAAUUAAAGUGUAUUUUUGUUUGUAUCGACUGCCAUAUGUUUGACUUAAAUGAGAACUAAAUGUAAUUCUUAUAUUAGUCCUUAACUGUGAGCUCAUAUAAGUUUAUAUUCUCUGUAUUGUGUUUUCAGUCACGUCUUUCAUUUUAACCAUUGUUAUGAGAUUUCUGAUCCUUCAGUCCGUUACACAGGGCUGGCUGUUGCAGUGCACCCACAUAGCCCACCUCAAAGAGCUGCAAAGACAACACCUGGAGGAAAGUGACUCACUUCUGGACGUUUUAACACGGUCUAUCCUUAUCCACACAAAACUUCUGCCUGGGCAAAAUUACACCAAGUACAGCCAAUGUUGCGUAGACUUUGGUUUGUUACUUGACAGAAAUGAGUGCUCGCUCCCUUGGAGGUGAUGUUUGGGGUGGAACAGGUUUUUGAGGGGUUUUGUUUCUAUUUUGAUAUUUUUCUAAAGUGGCAUGUUCAAGGUUUUUUAUAGAUUUAAAGCAAUAUGUUAGACAUGCAAGUAACACUGUAUAUUGAUCUGAACUUUGCUGAAUUAAAUCAAGUGAUUCAUAUUCAGGCAGCUCCAACAAUGGACACACGACUGGGGUUAUGUGGGUAAGGAUUUUUAAUCUGUUUAUUUAUGAUAAUGUAGGCUGUGUGGCAAAAAAUAAAUUCGGUUGUCCCCAGA
Molecule: messenger RNA, 2992 nt
Organism: Girardinichthys multiradiatus
Lineage: Eukaryota; Metazoa; Chordata; Actinopteri; Cyprinodontiformes; Goodeidae
Gene: tmpob
Product: thymopoietin b
Exons: 6
Coding region: 406-1509 (367 amino acids)
Molecular function (GO): DNA binding
Source: RefSeq, a predicted model, not a curated record